Pectinophora gossypiella (pink bollworm) is the source of this 2798-nucleotide messenger RNA. It is a transcript of the gene SF1, whose product is annotated as splicing factor 1. Gene Ontology annotation, biological process: regulation of mRNA splicing, via spliceosome. Gene Ontology annotation, cellular component: nucleus. Gene Ontology annotation, molecular function: zinc ion binding; mRNA binding. The transcript is spliced from 16 exons. The coding region runs from base 141 to 2459 and encodes 772 amino acids. The record is from RefSeq and is a predicted model, not a curated record. Lineage: Eukaryota; Metazoa; Arthropoda; Insecta; Lepidoptera; Gelechiidae.
UCGUGUCGGCCAUUUUGAAUUGAAUAAGCUAUCUAUCUAUUGAAAUAUUUUGCUUCUAUUGCUUAAUUGUUAUCUGUGUUUCGAGUAAACCUGACUCGGUUUCACGUUAAAAUAUUUGCUAAGUUCAAUAAUACAUUACCAUGAGUUCCAGACAUAGAACUCGUUCGCGGUCGCGGGAUCGUGAACGUCAUAAGGAUCGUGAUCGUGAAAAAGCUCGAGACCGUGAUCGCGACAAGGAAAGAGAUCGGGACAGGGAUCGUGACCGUGACCGUGACCGCGACCGGGACCGUGAGCGUGAUCGUGAGCGGGAGCGUGACCGCGAUAGAGACAGGGAUCGUCAUCGUUCCAAAAGAGAAAAAGACAGAGACCGAAGUCGCAGUCGCGAGCGGCACAAAGAGAAGCGUCGGAGUCGUUCGCGCAGUAGGAGCAGAGGCAGAAAAUCCAAAGAUAGGGAUGGAACCAUUGCGCUUUUGGACCAAAUGGUGGGUACAACCACCAAGGCAACCGCUCGCCAGGUGACCAGCACGGGCGUGAACCCGGCCGCGCAGGCCGCCAUACUCGCUGCUGCUGCUGUUGCACAGACGUUCGUGGCGCAGCGGCGCAUCGCGGCGCCCGUGCAGCCGGCCGCGGCCGCCGCCGCCGCGCUGUCGGCCGCCACGGCCAUCCCACCGCCCACGGCCGUGCAGCAGCGCCUGGAGCUGCUGCAGGCGCGCUCCGAGGGCCGCUACCGCGAGCGAGCGCCGGCCCCGCCCGCGGGGCACCCGCCGCACCACGACGACGACCACCACCCCGACGACGACCAUGACGACGGACAGGGCCCGCCCGGCGAGACGGCGGCCGAGCGGCGCCUGCGGCGGCGGCGCACGCGCUGGCAGGGCUCGGAGCACGACAAGACCUUCAUCCCCGGCCUGCCCACCGUGCUGCCGUCCACGCUGACGCGCGACCAGGAGGAGCAGUACCUGCUGCAGCUGCAGAUCGAGGAGGUGAGCCGCAAGCUGCGCUCCGGGGACCUCGGCAUCGCGCCCAACGUGGAGGACAGGUCCCCGUCCCCGGAGCCCAUCUACUCCACGGACGGCAAGCGGCUGAACACGCGCGAGUACCGCACGCGCCGCAAGCUGGAGGAGGAGCGCCACCGCCUGGUGCAGCGCAUGCAGCAGGUCAACCCCGACUUCAAGCCGCCGCCGGACUACAAGCCGCCGGUGAUCCGCGUGCACGACAAGGUGAUGAUCCCGCAGGAGGAGCACCCCGACAUCAACUUCGUGGGGCUGCUCAUCGGGCCGCGCGGGAACACGCUUAAAGCGAUGGAGAAGGAGACGGGCGCGAAGAUAAUAAUCCGCGGCAAGGGGUCGGUGAAGGAGGGCAAGGUGGGCCGCAAGGACGGGCAGCCGCUGCCGGGCGAGGACGAGCCGCUGCACGCCUACAUCACCGCCACCAACGCCGACGCCGUCAAGAAGGCGGUGGAGAAGAUCAAGGAGGUGAUCCGUCAGGGCGUGGAGGUGCCGGAGGGGCAGAACGACCUGCGCCGCAUGCAGCUGCGGGAGCUGGCGCAGCUCAACGGCACCCUGCGCGAGACGGACGCCGCGCGCUGCAACAACUGCAGCGCCACCGACCACAAGACCUGGCUCUGCCCGGACAAGCCCAACGUGACGAACAACAUCGUGUGCUCGUCGUGCGGCGGCGCGGGCCACAUCGCCCGCGACUGCCGCGCCAAGCGGCCUGGGCAGGCCGCGCCCGGGGGACACGCCAACAAGGCCAAGAUCGACGAGGAGUACAUGUCCCUGAUGGCGGAGCUGGGCGAGGCGCCCGUGGUGGGGCCCGGGGGGUGCGCGGGGGGCGGAGCCCUGGCGCGCCGCCCCGCGGGGCUGCUGGCCUGCAACGCGCCCGCGCGGGCCAUCAUGCCGGCGCCGGGUAAGGAUACUGGGGCAUUCACAUGUACUACCAUCCUUCGUCCACGCUUCGAUUUGCAUCAAAGUAUUGUCCUGCAGUUUCCGCCACAAUAUGUAUAUUUUCUGUAUCACAAUGUUCGUAUGCGCGUCGAUGCCACACAUCAAAUCAGCUACCGACCCUGCGCAAUUUACAAUGCUAGUUACAUGCCAUUAAUUAAUUAUUUAUCAUACGAAUGCGGCCUGCCCGCCCCGCUGCCGCCCGUGGGCGCGUUCCCGCCGCCGCCGCCGCCGCCCCACGCUGCGCCCGCGCAGCCCGCGCCCUGGCGAGCGCUGCCGCCGCCCCCGCCGCACCCCGCACACCCCGCGCCGCCCGGACAGGCGGAGCACCCGCUGGGCGCGGCGCCCCCCGGAGCCCUGGCGGGCCCGCCGCCGCCGCACAUGCCGCCGCCGCCGCCCGGCAUGCUGGGCCUGCCGCCGCCGGGCUGGCGCGCGGCCUUCAACCCGCCGCCCUGGGGCGCGCCUCCGCCCUUCCUGGCGCCGCCGCCGCCGCCGCCGCCCGUGUCCACGGAGUAGCUGGCGCCCAUCCGCUCCGGUUUGUACUGAAACACUGGAUUCGUGACGUAAGGAGAUCGGUGCAGGCGGGCACUCCGUCCACGUACAUGUAGUGACCGCUGUCGAUCUUGUUGACGUAUUAUAAAAUUGAUUGUACAUCCUCGAUUCGGUGAGAGAAUUGAUGUUAAAGUAGGUAUAUUGUACCUAUUACUGAAGUUACACAGUUUACGUGAUAUGGCAAUAUCGAUGUGUUUGUGGAUAGAGUGGUCGCUGGUACAGUAAAUAUUGUAAUGUAUAUUAUUUUGAUUCAACGAUGCGGUUCAAUUUAACUUUGUACAAUAAAAUGUAUACCUAUGAAAA